GUUCACUUGGAACGGGUCCUGGUUGGGUGAAGAGGUAGGUGGGAGUUUGCUUGUAGAAAAGUGGAAUCCAUUUGUCAGUUACUGGGGUCACUGCCGCUGAAUAAAUUAGGGCUGGUUCCUGUCCCUUCAGGAGUGCUGGAAGCCGAACUUCGAAUAAAAGUUUAAGGUUCCCUAGAGGGCAAAAGAUAAAGAACCGAGUCAUUCCCGCCACACACACCCCCGGGCCCCGCCUCCAUCCCGCCCCACCCUGCAGCUGGAGCGGCCAACCCUGACCCAGGUUAAAACUCCCAGAGAGUCUUCGCUGCUUCAACCUCUGUUUCUUACCCCACGCUCCCACCUGGAGGCCCUUUCAGGUCUCGCAGUCUCAACGAGCCCAACUAGGGGGCCCGAUGUGCGUGCCAACCGGUUCCCGAGAACUUGGGGGCAGCCGCUGAGAUCCGGAGCUCGCGGAGGGCGUGUGUUCGCAUCCUGCAGCCUUUCCCCGGAGGGUAACCGAGGGGCUUCCACCAUGAUCACCGAUGUCUUUAGGGGGCGCAUAUGGGUUCCUGUGAGUGUUCUGGCCUCGCUGGGGUACUUUUUCUACCAGCGGCGGGUGGCCCUGGCCCAGCUGCGAGCGGCGGACGGCCAGCAUCCCGUCGACCCCAGUCUCCUGGAGUUGAAAAUGGUGCAGGUGGUGUUUCGACAUGGGGCACGGAGUCCUCUCAAGCCUCUCCCGCGGGAGGAGCAGGUAGAGUGGAAUCCCCGGCUACUGGAGGUCCCACCCCAAACUCAGCUUGAUUAUACAGUCACCAACCUCACUGGUGGACCAAAACCACAUUCUCCUUUUGACUCUCAGUACCAUAAGACCAUACUGAAGGGGGGCAUGUUUGCUGGCCAGCUGACUAAUGUGGGCAUGCAGCAGAUGUAUGCCCUGGGAGAGAGACUGAGGAAGAACUAUGUGGAGGACGUCUCCUUCCUUUCGUCAACCUUCAACCCACAGGAAAUCUUUGUUCGUUCCACUAAUAUGCAUCGGAAUCUGGAGUCUACCCGGUGUUUGCUGGCUGGUCUUUUCCAACGUCAGAAAGAAGGACCCAUUGUCAUCCACACUGAUGACGCAAGCUCUGAAGUCUUGUACCCCAACUACCAGAACUGCUGGAGACUGCGGGAAAGAACAAGAAGCCGGAGACAGGCUGCGUCUUUGCAGCCAGGAAUCUCAGAGGAUUUGAAAAAGGUGAAGGAGGGGCUGGGCAUUGACAAUAGUGAUGAAGUGGACUUCCUCAUCCUCUUUGACAAUAUGGCUGCUGAGCAGGUGCAUGGCCUCCUGAGCUGCCCCAUGCUGAAGAGAUUUGCUUGGAACAUUGAACAGAGAGCCGUGGACACGGCCUUAUAUGUGCAAAGUAGAGACAGGGAAAGUCUUCAGAUGGCAGUCGGACCAUUUCUCUACCUCCUGGAGAGCAGCCUGCUGAAAGUCGUGGAUCCUGCCACUCCACCUGGCAAAAACAGAAAGCUGUACCUCUACGCGGCUCAUGAUGUGACCUUCAUACCUCUCUUAAUGGCACUGGGGAUUUUUGACCACAAAUGGCCACCAUUUGCUGUUGACAUGACCAUGGAACUCUACCAGCACCAGGAAUCUAAAGAGUGGUUUGUGCAGCUCUAUUACCAUGGGGAGAAGCAAGUGCCAAGAGGUUGCCCUGACCAGCUCUGUCCACUGGACAAGUUCUUGAACACCAUGUCAGUUUAUGCCUUAAACCCAGAAAAAUACCACACACUCUGCUCUCAAGCACUGGUGAUGGAACUUGGGAAUGGAGAGUGACUGAUUAUCCAAGCAGGAUGUGUUGAUUUUUAAAUAAAAAAUGCCUUUACACCAUGCCUCUGGCUGUUGGGUUUGGAAAAGGCAGGAACAAGUUAAUGCACUUUAACAUAAGGUAAGGAUAUUUCCUUCCUGUAGGUAAUAUUAAGGUCUCUUUUGAAAAAAAAAAAUACUUGUUUAAUUUUUAGAGAGAGGGGAAGGGCGGAAGAGAGGGAAACAAAUAUCUAU
Molecule: messenger RNA, 2017 nt
Organism: Pteronotus mesoamericanus
Lineage: Eukaryota; Metazoa; Chordata; Mammalia; Chiroptera; Mormoopidae
Gene: ACP6
Product: acid phosphatase 6, lysophosphatidic
Exons: 10
Coding region: 509-1792 (427 amino acids)
Biological process (GO): lysobisphosphatidic acid metabolic process; dephosphorylation
Cellular component (GO): mitochondrion
Molecular function (GO): lysophosphatidic acid phosphatase activity
Source: RefSeq, a predicted model, not a curated record